Daldinia caldariorum is the source of this 1836-nucleotide messenger RNA. Its product is annotated as calcium/calmodulin-dependent protein kinase 1. The record is from RefSeq and is a predicted model, not a curated record. Gene Ontology annotation, biological process: protein phosphorylation; cellular response to oxidative stress. Gene Ontology annotation, molecular function: calcium/calmodulin-dependent protein kinase activity; ATP binding. The transcript has 4 exons. NCBI's taxonomy places the organism in Eukaryota, Fungi, Ascomycota, Sordariomycetes, Xylariales, Hypoxylaceae. Bases 222 to 1409 code for a protein of 395 amino acids.
GUUAUCUCUUACCAUCCUCACCUGCCAUCUUAGCCCCCCCCUAAUGCCUAAUCCAAUGUGCCUCCCCUCUUUGAUUCAGGGAAGAACAACAAACGUAUAUCGGCUAUGUCCUCAUCGAUUCGCUCGUUGAUGGUCUCAACCCCUUGAUCGAAGUGUUGAGUGUAUAAUGCUAGUCUCAGAGCCACUCCGUACUAAUUACACCACGCCCUAUAGUAAACGCGAUGUUUAGCAGCUUUCGAGGCCAGCCGGAGAGUUACGAGAAAAAGGCAAAAUACAGAUUUGGCCGAACCCUUGGUGCCGGUACAUACGGUAUUGUGCGUGAGGCAGACAGCCCCAAGGGCAAGGUCGCUAUCAAGAUCAUCCUCAAGAAGAAUGUUAAGGGAAACGAGCAGAUGGUCUGGGAUGAGUUAGAUAUGCUCCAGCGCCUCAAGCACCCACAUAUUGUUCGCUUCGUCGAUUGGUUCGAGUCGAGAGAUAAAUGGUACAUUGUUACUGAGCUCGCUACUGGCGGCGAGCUUUUCGAUCGCAUUUGCGAACAGGGUAAAUUUACCGAAAAGGAUGCUUCGCAGACCAUCAGACAGGUUCUCGACGCUGUCGACUAUCUCCACGAUAGGAACGUGGUGCACCGAGAUCUUAAGCCCGAGAACCUCCUCUACCUUAGCAAAGACCCCAACUCCGACUUAGUCUUGGCGGAUUUUGGAAUUGCAAAGAUGCUUGAUACCAAGGACGAAGUCCUUACCACAAUGGCGGGGUCUUUCGGUUAUGCGGCACCGGAAGUCAUGUUGAAGAAAGGUCAUGGCAAACCCGUAGACAUGUGGUCAUUAGGUGUCAUUACUUACACUCUUCUCUGCGGUUACUCUCCUUUCCGCUCCGAAAACCUGCAGGAUUUAAUCGAUGAAUGCAGUAACGGGAAGGUGGUCUUCCAUGAGCGUUACUGGAGAGAUGUUAGUGACGAUGCAAAGGACUUUAUUAUGCACCUCUUACAGCCGAAUCCGGAUAAGAGAUGGACCAGCAAGCAAGCACUCAGGCACCCCUGGCUCAGCGGCGAAAACGCUUCGGACCAUAACUUGCUUCCCGAAAUUAGGGCUUACAUGGCCAAAGCAAGACUCCGCCGCGGUAUCGAACUUGUCAAAUUGGCAAACCGAAUCGAGGCGCUCAAGCUGCAAGAAGACGAUCCGGAAAACCCAGACUUCAUUGACGAUUCAGUGGCUCCAGCCAGCGAAGAAGCCGGCAAAUCUACGUCAUCGAAACAGGAGACCGGCAAGGGCAGGCUUACGCGCGCUAUGAAAGGCGCCAUCUUCCGCGAGGUAGUUUUAGCUAAGGUCCGCGAGAUGAAGGAGCAAGAACAGACUCUCAAGAUCACGGAAGAAGUAGAAAAGGAGGCGAAGCGAAGGAGUUUCCACGGUUGAGCAAAACAGAGACAGAAUUGUGUUUGGCGCAACUUAGCAAUAUAUUAGAUACCCCCUUUCAUACUCGGAAGGGCAGCGGCAGAAGUAGGGAAAGGAUAUCAAGGACAGCGUGGGCAUUAUUUACCACAACCGAGUCGUUACAGUGCAUAGCAGGCGGGAAUCGAUAGAGGUGGAAGAAGAAAAAGUAGUUGGCUAUUCGUUCCGGGGAAUAAGAGAUUCUCCCCCUCGUGUUCUUUUUUUUUUCUAUAUCCUGUUCCUUCCCGAUAUCCGUUUUCGCGUUCGAUCAGAGCUCGUCCAGCGUUGGGCUUCUUCAAUAUUGAAUUCUUCGUUUCGUGUCGUCCAGUCACACUCUUGCGGUUAGGCGCGGGUUUAUUAAGGCGUCACGGACGUAUAGUAUAGUAUAUUGUUCCCUUUUUUUUUUUUUUUU